Molecule: messenger RNA, 2195 nt
Organism: Haliotis rufescens (red abalone)
Lineage: Eukaryota; Metazoa; Mollusca; Gastropoda; Lepetellida; Haliotidae
Product: protein YIPF6-like
Exons: 7
Coding region: 22-678 (218 amino acids)
Biological process (GO): endoplasmic reticulum to Golgi vesicle-mediated transport
Cellular component (GO): membrane; trans-Golgi network
Source: RefSeq, a predicted model, not a curated record
UUCAAAAGGAAUUCCCUCACGAUGGCUGACGUGGAAUUCCUCACUGAUCAAGAAGUAGAUAUACCCCUGGAGGGAGACAUAACAGUGCCCGGAAUUGCCAAGUCAGAUGAUGAGUUAUCUACCUUGGAUGAACCUGUCAAGGAAACCAUUAAAAGGGACCUAACUGCUGUGGGGAAGAAGUUCUUCCAUGUUCUGUAUCCAAGGACAAGUUUUGUUCUGCUGAAAGAAUGGGAUCUCUGGGGGCCGCUCAUCCUGUGUGUCUUCAUGGCAAUGAUGCUGCAGGGAGAUGAGAAGGUGGACAGCAUGAAGGAUGGGAGUCCUCAGUUUGCAGAGGUGUUCGUCAUCUACUGGACGGGCGCCUUCGUCGUCACCCUCAACACCAAGCUUCUCGGCGGCAACAUCUCCUUCUUCCAGAGCGUGUGUGUGUUGGGCUACUGUGUGCUGCCGCUGUGCAUCUCUCUCGUCGUGUGUCGGAUCAUCUUGGUUUUCGGUUCAGAGUCAACAGGACUUUUUAUCACCCGGUUCAUCUUUGUACUUGCAGGCUUUGGCUGGUCCACAUUUGCCUCCACUGCGUUCCUGGGGUCCAGUCAGCCUCCCAAGAGAAAGGCGUUGGCUGUAUACCCACUUUUCCUCUUCUACUUCAUCAUCAGCUGGCUCAUCAUCUCACACAAAGUCUGAUAGGGGGCACCACUCACGCUACGCCAGAGUAUUUAUAUUGUGGGACUCAAGUGUGCAACGUGAUGAAACUGUUUUUGGUGUAGCAAUAUAUGCAUCUUUGUCUGCAAGUGCGAGAGUGUGUGUACGAGGUCUGAUUGGUUAAGAAUGUCAGGAUUGUUUGCGUGUGAGAGCGUGAGAGAAAACAAUGAGAGAUGACAUUCUUCUAUACAUAUGUACAGACAGUUUCAAGUUUCUUUGUGAUUUAUUGUUACCACUUUUGCCACUUAUAUAGCAAUGUAUAUCAUGUGUUUUGAGCUCAGUGGUUAUCGGGGUGAAUAUUCAAUAGCACUUUGAUUUGGUCAGCCAGUGACCUGCAGACUCUGGACACAUCCUGAAUCUCCAUCUGGUCCCGCUGCCAACUUCUUCUGUGGCUUAAAACAAGAUUCAGUACAUCUUCCUGAGGCAAGGGAGUUAACUGACUAUAAAAGUCCAGUUACCACCCUUGCUGAACUAGGCUGGAAUUCCAGAGUUACGUUUUGGCUAGACUAAAGAGUCUAUGCAUAGUCCAACUAAAAUUGUGUAACGAACUAGACAUCUGGUCCAUAAACAAAAUGAAUUUCAACAUGCUGAAUUUGGUCGACUGCAGGAUUUGCUAAGCAUGUGUACCGCCAAGAGGGCGUCAACAGAUAUUUUGCAAAUCUUUUCAUGUUUUGAAUCAAGGUGCUCAAAUGAUGUGAAGCCGUUCGUGGGAUAAGACCUGUUUUAUUACAUUAUAGAUCAUGAUUAUCGAUAGAUUAUUUUAACUGAGCGACGCCAUUUUGUUCAAAGCAAAUGCAAGUGAUAUAAGAGAUGGAUUCUGAUUGGUCAGUAGGAGGGAUUUAGAAGGGACAUUGUAAUAGCCACUGGUGUCACUAUUAUCGAGCCAGAAAUUUCAGCCUAAUUCGGCAAGGGAGGAAACUGGACUUUUAGAGUCAGUUAAAUCACUUGCCUUUGGGAACGUGGACGGGGUGUAUAGAGGGGUACUGCAGUGUUGGUGGAGUUGGUGAGGGGAAUGGGGUGUAUCGAGGGGUACUGCAGUGUUUGGGGGGAUGGGGUGUAUCGAGGGGUAGUGCAGUGUUUGUGGAGUUGGGGAGGGGGGAUGGGAAGGAGCAUUGUUAUACCACCAUGUCUUCACUUGGCCAGUGGGUCUGGGUAGCUUUACAUUCUUUACCUAUGUUUCACAAGUUCGCUCACUGUUGACUGAAAAACAGUUUUAAGGACUUGUACAAGCAAGAAGUUUAUUGCAAUGACACCUUUUCCCCGUAGUUAAUUCAAAGUUCAUAUAACAUUUUAACAGUUCUACAUUUAGUGAAAUAUUCUUUGCUGUUCUGUUCUGUGUUUCGACUGUCAUGUCUCUAUUACUGUUGUGGGGAGGACGGGUGGCCCAGUCGCCUAAGGGUCUGCGAUUCGCUGUGCAGAGUUGCAUCCCUUGGGCAUGCCAGAAACCUAUGGUUGUGGGUUCGAAUCCCGGUUCACCCCAAUUAUGUUUCAAGGUUUGU